This is a messenger RNA of Mollisia scopiformis, 1578 nucleotides long. Its product is annotated as cytochrome P450. Gene Ontology annotation, molecular function: monooxygenase activity; heme binding; iron ion binding. Bases 1 to 1578 code for a protein of 525 amino acids. The transcript has 9 exons. Lineage: Eukaryota; Fungi; Ascomycota; Leotiomycetes; Helotiales; Mollisiaceae. The record is from RefSeq and is a predicted model, not a curated record.
AUGUCUACGAUCUCUUCAUUCUUCGGGAAUAUGACCUUGCCCUCACCAGCUGCUUUCAGCAUGGGGGAGGCAGCUACCAAGGGCAACCUCGGUGGCGGGCUUGAUUUUCUUCUCGAGAAGAUGGAGAGCCGUCCAUUCCAGAUCACGACAAGUGUGCUUAGUGUGGUGUUGCUGUAUUUUGUCUUCGGAUUGUUUAGUCCUCAGAAGAUGAAGGCAACUCCUUAUGUCGGAAAGGAAUCGGACCCAUCUUUCCAUGGUGCCUUGAAAGAAGGCUAUUCCAAAUUCAAAGAUUCUCUAUUCAAGAUUCCUGCGCCUCAUCACACCGUCCAUAUCAUUCCUCCAAAGUUCAUGAAUGAAGUGAAGAACCUUCCAGACACCAAACUCAGUUUCCAAGGCCAGGUCAAAGAUCGUUUUUCUGGGCAAUACACUGGUCUCGGCGUCAAUGAUGUGCUUGUGAACGCCGUGAAAGUCGAUGUUACCAAGAACAUGGAUCAUAUUAUCAAGGAAUUCGAGGACGAAAUGCCAUUUGCUUUGAACACAACCUUUGGAGAAUUGAAAGACUGGACUGAAAUUCCAUUCUAUCAUAAAGGUGCUGAAAUUGUGGGCUAUGUCGCUGGUCGUAUAUUCGUUGGUCAUCCACUGGGACGCAAUGACAAAUGGCAACCGUUAACUAUACAAUCGAUGGCUUCACUGGCAACAUCUGACGAGCUCUGGGAGUACCCAGAAAUGUUUCAUGGGCUGGUUCACUACUUCUUGUCCCACGUCAAGGCCGUCAAGCAAUACCUAGUAGACGGUGCCAAAGUUCUCACCCCCAUUGUUGAAAGCCGUCGCAAAGUAGCCGCCUCAGGAACCAAAGGCCCCAAGCCAGCAGACAUGACACAAUGGAUUAUGGAUCAAUCAUCUGAGAAAGACCGUUAUGACGUUGCUCACAUUGUGGAGACUCAAAUGAUGGGCUCCGUCGUCGCAAUCCACACCACUGCCAUGGCUAUCUCACAAGUUAUGUACGACCUCAUCCAGUACCCCGAACACAUCGCGCCACUUCGAGAAGAAUGGAAGCGCGUCCUGGGAGAACACAACGGUCAAUUCAACAAAUCAAGUCUCUCGCAACUUGAGAAAUUGGACAGUUUCUUGAAGGAGUCGCAAAGACACAAACCCACUGGAUCCAUCACCCUAAAUCGUCGCAUCAACCAAGAAAUCAAGCUCUCCAACGGCAUCGUACUCGAGAAAGGCAUCCACGUUGGUGUCGCUUCAGCAGCAUUAGGUUUCGACCCCGAGAUCUACCCAGACCCACACAAAUUCGACGGUUUCCGCUUCUACAAGCUCCGCCAGAUCCCCGGUAACGAGAAGAAAUGGCAUUUCGCAACAGCAGCAGGAGAUCAGCUUUUCUGGGGCUACGGAAAAGAUGCCUGUCCAGGCCGUUUCUUCGCUAGCAACCUCAUGAAGAUCAUGACUAUUGAGUUUUUGGAGAAGUAUGACUUUCAGUUCAGGGAUGGUGUUCGUCCUCCGGAUGUGAUUCGUGAUUUCCGCACGAUUCCCAACCCGGUGUUCCCGAUUUUGAUGAAGAGCAGAAAGGCGUGA